Molecule: messenger RNA, 1549 nt
Organism: Alnus glutinosa
Lineage: Eukaryota; Viridiplantae; Streptophyta; Magnoliopsida; Fagales; Betulaceae
Product: leucoanthocyanidin reductase-like
Exons: 6
Coding region: 143-1189 (348 amino acids)
Molecular function (GO): oxidoreductase activity
Source: RefSeq, a predicted model, not a curated record
UACACAUACUUCUAUACAUCGAUCAAUUGCACAGAUACCUUCCCAGUUGCCACCCUCUGGCUCUCCCUCUUUUGUUCUGUGUCUCUUGGUGCCAACCGAGAAAUACUAGGCUUGACUUUCGUAAAAGCCAUUAAUUGCAAGCAUGACUGUCACAACCUCGGUUUCAACGGCCAAGGGCCGAGUCCUUAUAGCCGGAGCAACAGGUUUCAUUGGUCAGUUCGUCGCAGAAGCCAGCCUAGACGCCGGCCGACCCACCUAUAUUCUCGUCCGGCCAGGCCCCGUUGGCGGUAGCCCUUCUAAGGCGAGCACCAUCAGGGCUUUCCAAGACAAAGGCGCCACAAUCUUGCAUGGACUGAUUAAUGAUAAAGAAUUCAUGGAGAAAAUACUAAAAGAGCAUGAGAUCGAUAUAGUAAUAUCAGCCGUGGGAGGUGGAAACAUACUGGACCAACUCACCUUAAUCGAGGCCAUAAAAUCUGUUGGUACCAUUAAGAGGUUUCUUCCAUCGGAGUUUGGGCACGAAGUGGACAGAGCUGAUCCGGUGGAGCCGGGGCUUGAUAUGUACAAAGCCAAGCGCAAAGUCAGGCGCUUGAUCGAGGAUUACGGUGUCCCACACACUUACAUUUGCUGCAAUUCUAUUGCUUCUUGGCCUUACUACGACAACACACACCCGUCAGAGGUUGUCCCUCCUUUGGAUCAGUUCCAAAUCUACGGCGAUGGUAACGUCAAAGCUUAUUUUGUUGCCGGCGCUGAUAUUGGAAAAUUAACAAUUAAAACCAUUGAUGACAUUCGGGCCCUUAACAAGUGUGUUCAUUUUCGACCUGCCGGCAAUGUUUAUACUAUCAAUGAGCUUGCAUCUCUGUGGGAGAAAAAGAUUGGAAGAACACUCCCUCGAGUUACCGUCUCUGAAAAUGACCUACUUGCUGCAGCUGCAGAGAAUCGCAUACCUCAAAGCAUUGUUGCAUCAUUCACGCAUGAUAUAUUCAUAAAGGGUUGUCAAGUUAACUUCACCAUCGAUGGCCCUCAAGAUGUUGAAGUGGGAACUCUCUACCCUGAUGAAACUUUUCGAACCUUGGAUGAGUGCUUCAAUGACUUUCUUGUCAACAUAGACAGCAAAUCUAAGAGCACCGAUGAAAUUACUACUGCAAGUCCCGUGGCUGAACCUAUGGCAGUCACUGCAGCAUACGCUUGAUCGUAUUAUACAUAUAUAUAUAUAUAUAUAUAUGUUACAAGGGCGGAAGUGUUAUUAUUAAAAUUAUUUUUUAGGCGGAAAAAGUGCUUCAAAAAUUUGGGAGUCAAUUUUUUAACUGUGAUUUAUCUUCGAGUUCCUAGUGAUUUCUUAGAGGAACAUAUAUAAUCACUUGUGCUUGUUCUGGUGGACAAAACUGGUCUUGGUAUCGGGGGUAGGCCAGUGGAUUAAAUAUGGACAGAAUUUCCGUUUAGUCUGGGUUGAAGGAAAAUUGCCAUGUUAUUAUGAAUUUAUGAUUGUUUGUACACGUGCAUGCAUCCCAUGUGAUCAAUAUUGAUGUAAGAUGAUUUAUUGUUCAACUUA